AUGAGCCAGACCAAAGCUCAAAGAGUUAACUGGAGGAGCUCAGAUGUCCCCAGUGGUGACUUUGCCCAGCAGGAUCAAGCAAACCUGGACUCCAUAUUUACAGUCAUUGUGUUUCAGCUGCUGGAGGAGAGCAUCAUUGCUUUUGUGAAGAAUGAGCUGAGGAAGAUCCAGAAGAUUCUGAGACCAGACUACCCAGAAAGCUUAGAGAAGCCGAGCGAGGAUAAGAGCAUGUUGGAGGAUGAGGAUGACCAGAGGAGGUGCAGCAGAGAGGCAUUUCUGAAAAUCAGCCUGGACUUCCUGAGAAGAAUGAAGCAGGAGGAGCUGGCAAACCAUCUGCAAAACACUAGCUUCAAUCUUAAAUCUAAGCUGAAGCAGAAGUUCCAGUGUGUGUUUGAGGGGAUCGCUAAAGCAGGAAACCCAACCUUUCUGAAUCAGAUCUACACAGAGCUCUACAUCACAGAGGGAGGGACUGCAGAGGUCAAUGGUGAACAUGAGGUCAGACAGAUUGAAACAGCAUCCAGGAAACCAGACAGACCAGAAAUACCAAUCAGACAAGAAGAUAUCUUUAAAGGCGCCACUGGAAGAGAUGAACCAAUCAGAACAGUGCUGACAAAAGGAGUGGCUGGCAUUGGGAAAACUGUCCUAACACAGAAGUUCAUUCUGGACUGGGCUGAAGACAAAACCAACCAAGACAUCCAGUUCAUAUUUCCAUUCACUUUCAGACAGCUGAAUGUAGUAAAAGAAGAAAAGUUCAGCUUGGUGGAACUUGUUCAUCUGUUUUUUACUGAAACCAAAGAAGCAGGAAUCUGCAGCUUUGAAGACUUCCAGGUUGUGUUCAUCUUUGAUGGUCUGGAUGAGUGUCGACUUCCUCUGGACUUUCACAAAACUGAAGUCCUAACUGACACCAGAAAGUCGACCUCAGUGAAUGUGCUGUUGACAAAUCUCAUCAGGGGGAAACUGCUUCCCUCUGCACAUCUUUGGAUAACCACACGACCUGCAGCAGCCAGUCAGAUCCCUCCUAAAUUUGUAGAUAUGGUGACAGAGGUCAGAGGUUUCACUAGACCACAGAAGGAGGUGUAUUUUAAGAAGAGAUUCCCAGACAAGGACCAGGCCAGCAGGCUCAUCUCCCACAUCAAGACAUCACGAAGCCUCCACAUCAUGUGCAACAUCCCAGUCUUUUGCUGGAUCACUGCUACAGUUUUUGAGGAUGUGUUGAAAACUAGAGAGGGAGGAGAGCUGCCCAAGACCCUAACUGAGAUGUACAUCCACUUCUUGGUUGUUCAGGUCAAAGUGAAGAAGGUCAAGUAUGAUGAUGGAGUUGAGACAGAUCCACACUGGAGUUUGGAAAAUACAAAGAUGAUUGAGUCUCUGGGAAAACUGGCUUUUGAGCAGCUGCAGAAGGGAAACCUGAUCUUCUAUGAAUCAGACCUGACAGAAUGUGGUAUUGAUAUCAGAGCAGCCUCAGUGUACUCAGGAGUGUUCACACAGAUCUUUAGAGAGGAGAGAGGACUGUACCAGGACAAGGUGUUCUGCUUUGUUCAUCUGAGUGUUCAGGAGUUUCUGGCUGCUCUUCAUGUCCAUCUGACUUUCAUCAAUUCUGAAGUCAACUUGUUUAAGGAGGAACAAAAAACAUCCCAUCAGUCUGAAACAGAUAAACACUUCUACCAGAGUGCUGUGGACAAGGCCUUAGAGAGUCCAAAUGGACACCUGGACUUGUUCCUUCGUUUCCUUCUUGGUCUGUCACUGGAGACCAAUCAGACUCUCUUACGAGGUCUGUUAAACCAAACAGGAAGUAGCUCAAAGACCAAUCAGGAAACCGUCCAGUACAUCAAAAAGAAGAUCAAUGAGAAUCUGUCUGCAGAGAAAAACAUAAACCUGUUCCACUGUCUGAAUGAACUGAAUGAUCGUUCUCUAGUAAAAGAGAUCCAGCAGUACUUGAGAUCAGGACGUCUCUUCACAGAUAAACUGUCUCCUGCUCAGUGGUCAGCUCUGGUCUUCAUCUUGCUGUCAGCAGAAGAAGAUCUGGAUGUGUUUGACCUGAAGAAGUACUCUGUUUCAGAAGAGGCUCUACUGAGACUGCUGCCAGUGGUCAAAGCCUCCAAGAAAGCUCUGUAAGUUAUUGUCAAGUUAACAUUAUUUUAAUACAUUGCUCUGGUUCAGUGAUAGGGGGGGGAAAAAAAACUUGCCUUCAUGUUUAUGUCUUUUCAGAUUGAGUGAGUGUUUCCUUUCAGAAAGAAGCUGUGAAGCUCUGUCUACAGUUCUCAGCUCUCAGUCCUCUAGACUGAAACAGCUGGAACUAGGCAACAAUGACCUGCAACAUUCAGGAGUACAGCUGUUAUCAGUAGGAUUGAAGAGUCAACACUGCACACUUGAAACUCUCAGGUCAGAGCAACUCACACUUUGUUUUUUUUAUGGUUUUUAGAUAUUUAUCAGGUUUCAGAUUCAUAAAUUUCUUUAAGUUACAACAAGUACAAAUCAGUUACAAGGUAAUUAAAGACAAGAAGCACAGGUACAGCAACAUAG
Oreochromis aureus is the source of this 2523-nucleotide messenger RNA. RefSeq names its product NLR family CARD domain-containing protein 3-like. The record is from RefSeq and is a predicted model, not a curated record. Bases 1 to 2115 code for a protein of 704 amino acids. The transcript has 4 exons. NCBI's taxonomy places the organism in Eukaryota, Metazoa, Chordata, Actinopteri, Cichliformes, Cichlidae.